This is a messenger RNA of Perca flavescens (yellow perch), 2590 nucleotides long. RefSeq names its product G patch domain containing 2 (gene gpatch2). Bases 142 to 1725 code for a protein of 527 amino acids. Gene Ontology annotation, molecular function: nucleic acid binding. The transcript has 10 exons. Lineage: Eukaryota; Metazoa; Chordata; Actinopteri; Perciformes; Percidae. The record is from RefSeq and is a predicted model, not a curated record.
AAUACCAUACUGUCCUCCUCUUGUCGCAUAUUGAUCCAGCUAGCUAGCUGAUCGUUAGGUUUUGUGUCAGAAUGGUGUCUGUGGUGUGUAAAUGUUUGUCCGUAGUUUCUGGCUAAAGGUAUCUGGCAUUUGGGGGCUUUAAUGUUUGGUGCAGCUAAUCUAAAAACCAUCGGCAAAGCGGGAACCGGCUGGCACUUUCACCGGACGAUGGACGAGCUGGUCCAUGACCUGGUGUCAGCACUGGAGGAGAGCUCCGAGCAAGCAGCGCGUGGUGGUUUUGGUGAUGGAGGAGACCACGCACUGGCCGUGGGCUGCCUGCUGAAGAGGCAGGCUCGGAAGCGGAGGGGCAGAAAACGACGCUCGGACAACCCACACCCGCCUUGGGAGACAGGCCACCUCAGUGAGGGCUCAGAGUCUAGUGUGGAAGAACACAAGGACUACCGUGCCAGUACAGGGGGUGUCUCCGCUGCCAACAGCCAUGCCCGUGACAACAGUGACUCGGAUGAACAACUUGGCCCCAAACGCCGCACCCUCCUAACAGCUGACACAGGACGAAGCAAGCGGCCGCUUUGGCCAGACGACUUGGGUGUCCUGGGAUCCGCAGAGGGAACUCGCAGCCUUAGACGAAGACGUAAGGUCAAACGUAUGGCUGUAGACCCACCUGUAGAACCAGAACCCCCCUCCUGCACCAUGUUAGGGCCCCCACCUGUCCCGAAAGCCCGUGCUAGUGCCAGGCCGCAUAGACUGGGUGCUAGUGAGGGCAGGGUUGCCAUGGAACUCUGUGGAGGUGGACUGAUAGGGCCAGGGGGAGGAAAGAACAGGGUGAAGAAGAGGAAACUGGCUCCCCACAGGCUUGGCAUGGAGGCUACAGAUGAAGGGGUAGUGGUGGAGAGUGAGGACCACAUUUCUUCUCCAACGGAAGGGUCCAAGGACAAGAUGGAGUUGGAGGAGCAGAAGGGCUCGGAUGAGGACAUGAGUGACAGGUGUGAGACCAGCAGUGUCAGUAACAGCAGUGACGGAGGCCUCUACACCAACGAUGAGGGGAGGCAAGCCGAUGACGAGCAGAGCGACUGGUUCUAUGAGGGUGAGCCAGGCUCCGCCCCAGCACCCGGAGGUGCAUGUGCGAUAGCAGGAGUGGUUCCUUGGUGGGAGAGGGACAGGGGGUCAGAGGAGCUGGACCUAGUUGAUCCUGUCUUCAACAGCAUCAUCACUGGAUCCUUCCCCCUCAUGAGCCCUGGAGCACAGAGAGUGUUCCAGGCCCGACUGAGUCGUCUCCAUGGAAACCAGCAGGCGUCUCAGGCAGGCAGUUCCGGCCAAGGCUUCAACGACAGGCUGGGCAGACAAACCCAGGACUCCCAUGAGCCUUGGUUUAGCUCGGGCUCGAGGAGAGAACACGGACAGUUGCAUUGGGACCCACGGUCGGACAGAGGGCAUCGGAGAAGCUGUUCAGUAAAAACAGCCAGCAGACAGACCAGCGGGCACCUCGGCUCUCUGUGUACAGGGGAUGUCAAGCGGAGGCGAAAAGCUGCCCCCCUCGGUUCCACCGCCCCCUCAGGAGUGGUCGGGGAGAACGCGCCUCCCAUCCCUGACACAAACAUGGGGAGCCGCAUAUUACAGAGCAUGGGCUGGAACCCAGGGAUGGGCCUGGGUCCAGAGGGCAGGGGCAUCACCGAGCCAGUCCGGGCCACACAGAGACCCAAAGGCACGGGUCUGGGUUUCAACUGAACACCAACCGGAUUUCUGAAUCCUGAACCUGAAGUCAUGCUGGAACAAGACUCUCCAAGAGAUAGAAGUGAGGGAGAUGCUGCUGAGGGCAAUGAAAGAUUUAAAAAAAAAAAAAAAGAAAAACGGUCCAGAAUAAUCCAGGCAUCUGAGUCAUAAGAAGGGAAGGAAUGAGGCUUGUCCUAACAAUAGAAACUUUCCCAUAUUGGGGAAACGGCGAGAACCCUGGAAGACACACACACACACACACACACACACACACACACACACACACACGAAUGAUGUGGAAGUGAAUGAAACUGAGCAGAAGAAAAGACUUCUUGCAAACAUGUUCUCUCAAGAAAUGUUGGAGAAAGUAAAAGACAUUGAUGCCUCAUUGAUAGUUUGUGAAGCUGGCAUGCCGCCUCAGCCCUGUUACCUCAGACGCCAUUGUAAUUGGCUUGAAAACUGGGGAAAUCAUGACCAAAUGAAUGAGUUUGUUUUCAAUCAGCGGUAUUGGUUAAUGAAUUAACGAUAAAUGGUUUUGUCCGGUAUUGCACAAGAACUUAGGAAUCAAAGACUAUUUUAGUAGGCCAUACCUCAAGAUUAAUUUUAGGUUCUUUAAGGUAACGAAGGUAAGGGUACACUAUGCGGAUGUGUGUUGGAAUCUCUGGAUUUUUUUCCCCAUUUACUUAUUGUUCAUUUAUUGGAAGAAGUCAUCUCAUCAGAAUGUUUUUAUCUAUCAAAAAAAGAUUUAAAAAAAAAAAAAACAGAAUUUUCCCUUCAUUUAGCACCACGAUGUAUGCAUGUGUAGCUGUGGCUGCUGCAGGUUCUGCUGAUGUGUACUAAGAAAAAACACGUUGGGACGUGAAGUAAAGUCUUGCGAUGA